This is a messenger RNA of Molossus molossus (Pallas's mastiff bat), 2600 nucleotides long. RefSeq names its product ZFP64 zinc finger protein (gene ZFP64). Lineage: Eukaryota; Metazoa; Chordata; Mammalia; Chiroptera; Molossidae. The record is from RefSeq and is a predicted model, not a curated record. Bases 137 to 2074 code for a protein of 645 amino acids. Gene Ontology annotation, biological process: regulation of gene expression. The transcript has 9 exons. Gene Ontology annotation, cellular component: nucleus.
ACAUCCGUCCUCCCGCCUCUCAGAGUUGGGAGAAGGAAGGCUGGGGGGGUGGGAAAAAUAAAAGGAAAAGCCCUUGUACCAUGUAGACCAGUGCCCCCCACCCUGCCGCGCCGGCCGGGACCCCCAGUCUGCGGCCAUGAACGCGAACAGCGAGGGCGAGAGCUUCCCGGGCUCCGUGCAAAUUCCAGGCGGCACGACGGUGCUGGUCGAGCUGACUCCCGACAUCCACAUCUGUGGCAUCUGCAAGCAGCAGUUUAACAACCUGGACGCCUUUGUCGCUCACAAGCAAAGUGGCUGCCAGCUGACCAGCACGCCCGGGGCGGCCCCCAGCACAGUCCAGUUUGUGUCGGAGGAGACGGUACCCGCCACCCACACUCAGACCACCACCAGAACCAUCACCUCGGAGACUCAGACGAUCACAGUUUCAGCUCCAGAAUUUGUUUUUGAGCACGGCUAUCAAACGUACCUGCCCACGGAAAGCAAUGAAAACCAGACCGCCACUGUCCUCUCUGUGCCUGCCAAGUCACGUGCCAAAAAGCCCACGGCCCCUCCUGCUCAGAAAAGACUGAACUGUUGCUAUCCAGGUUGCCAAUUCAAGACUGCCUACGGCAUGAAGGACAUGGAGCGUCAUUUAAAAAUUCACACAGGAGACAAGCCCCACAAGUGUGAGGUCUGCGGCAAGUGCUUCAGCCGGAAGGACAAGCUGAAGACGCACAUGCGGUGCCACACGGGCGUGAAGCCCUACAAGUGCAAGACGUGUGACUACGCCGCCGCCGACAGCAGCAGCCUCAACAAGCACCUGCGGAUCCACUCGGACGAGCGGCCCUUCAAGUGCCAGAUCUGCCCCUACGCCAGCCGCAACUCCAGCCAGCUCACCGUGCACCUGCGCUCGCACACAGCUUCAGAACUGGACAACGAUGCCCCAAAGCCAGCUUGCCCCUCCCCCGACAGCAGUGACACCCAGAAAGCCCCCGGGGUGGCGCUUCCCUCCGAGUCCAAGGAACAAAUGGCCACCCUCGGAGAAAGGACAUUCAACUGUUGCUAUCCAGGUUGCCACUUCAAAACUGUCCAUGGCAUGAAGGAUUUGGACCGCCAUCUACGCAUCCACACAGGAGACAAACCUCACAAGUGUGAGUUCUGUGACAAGUGCUUCAGCCGGAAGGACAACCUGACCAUGCACAUGCGGUGCCACACCAGCGUGAAGCCGCACAAGUGUCACCUGUGUGACUACGCCGCCGUGGACAGCAGCAGCCUCAAGAAGCACCUGCGGAUCCACUCGGACGAGCGGCCCUACAAGUGCCAGAUCUGCCCCUACGCCAGCCGCAACUCCAGCCAGCUCACCGUGCACCUGCGCUCGCACACAGGGGACACCCCCUUCCAGUGCUGGCUCUGUAGCGCCAAGUUCAAAAUCAGCUCGGACUUGAAAAGGCACAUGAUCGUGCACUCGGGGGAGAAGCCUUUCAAGUGCGAGUUCUGCGACGUCCGCUGCACCAUGAAAGCGAACCUCAAGUCCCACGUCCGCAUCAAGCACACCUUCAAGUGCCUGCACUGCGCCUUCCAGGGCCGGGACCGGGCCGACCUCCUGGAGCACAGCCGGCUGCACCAGGCCGACCACCCCGAGAAGUGCCCCGAGUGCAGCUACUCCUGCUCCAGCGCGGCCGCCCUGCGCGUGCACAGCCGGGUCCACUGCAAGGACCGCCCCUUCAAGUGUGACUUCUGCAGCUUUGACACCAAGCGGCCCAGCAGCCUGGCCAAGCACAUUGACAAGGUCCACAGGGACGAAGCCAGAACGGAGAACCGGGCCCCGCAGGGCAAAGAAGGGCCCCGCGACGGCAGCUCUGUGCACGUGGCCAAAAUAGUGACUCAGAGGGCCUUCCGCUGUGAGACCUGUGGCGCUGCCUUCGUCAGGGACGACUCUCUGAGAUGCCACAUGAGGCAGCACAGUGACCAGAGUGAGAGCAAGAACUCGGACUUGGUCACCUUCCCGCCUGAAGGCGGCGCGUCGGGACAGCUCGGCCCCCUGGUGUCCGUGGGGCAGCUGGAGACCUCCCUGGAGCCCAGCCAGUGCCUCUAAUCCAGAGAGGGUGGUGAGCUGUCCGCACUCCAGGCGUCUGCUGCUGCCCCACCCUCUUAGGUGAGGCCCUCAGGCCAGACUUCGGUCACCCAGCCCUGGGCACGGCCGCCCCCAGCGUCAUAGGCCUGCAGGCGCCAUGGCUGCCGUCACUGUGGCGUGAGAGCAGACGCCAGCGCAGCCGUGGAGACACCUCCACGUGCUGUCUUCCCUCCGAGAAUCAACUAAGCAAGUUGACCAGUUGUUCCAAGGGGGGGGGGGGUCCACUGUGCACCACUCUGCCCAGGAGGAUUAGCUGCCUGAUGAUGGAUUCCAACUCAGACUGGUCCAUCCGUGGUGUAGUUAUUAAACUACUAAACUGAUCUGUGUAGUGGGGAAGGUGAAGAUGAGGACGGGUACACAGAGGGUCUGGGGGAGCUGGGAAAGCUCGGGUGUGUAACCUGGGUGGCGGUUGGUUAUACAUGUUCGCCUUAUAUGUUUUUGUGUGGUUCCUUUUAUCGGUUGUCUUGUAAUAAAAAAACAGACUCAU